Molecule: messenger RNA, 3336 nt
Organism: Numida meleagris (helmeted guineafowl)
Lineage: Eukaryota; Metazoa; Chordata; Aves; Galliformes; Numididae
Gene: LRSAM1
Product: leucine rich repeat and sterile alpha motif containing 1
Exons: 25
Coding region: 245-2431 (728 amino acids)
Molecular function (GO): protein binding
Source: RefSeq, a predicted model, not a curated record
UUUAGCAGUGCGCGGGAUCUGCCCCCCCCCGCCCCCCCGCCUGCACGGAACUCUAUGGUGCGGGAGCGGGGCGCUCUGGCCUCUUGUCUCUGUGGUGCGGAGGCCCCGAGGCGGGGCGGGCCGUCAUGGCAGCGGGCAGCGAGCACAGUUCUGUAGUCCAGGUUCCACAUGCUCCAAGAGCCUUCUGCCUUUAUUUAUGCUGAUAAUUUGUGCCGUUCAGACGGAGCUGUAGUCACAACUCAAGAUGCCACUCUUCUUCCGUAAGAAGAAACCCAGUGAAGAUGCUCGGAAGCGCCUUGAAUACCAAAUGUGCCUGGCAAAAGAGGCUGGUGCCGAUGAUGUUCUUGACAUAUCCAAAUGUGAACUGUUGGAGGUUCCAUACGGGGCCUUUGCAACUUGUAAAGUCCUGCAAAAAAAGGUGCUGAUUAUUCAUACAAAUAAUCUUACAUCUUUAGUUCCAAAGUCCUGUAGCAUCCUGAGUCUCAUCACUGUGAAGGUUCUAGAUCUGCAUGACAACCAGCUGGCAUCGCUUCCUGCUGAUAUUGGUCAGCUGACAUCUCUUCAGGUCCUAAACCUUGAAAGGAAUCUCUUAAAAUGUCUUCCACAAUCUAUAGGGGAUCUUGCCCAGCUCCAGAUCCUCAAUGUGAAAGGCAACAAGCUGAGGGAGCUGCCUGCUACGGUGAGCGGCCUGCGGAGCUUGCGCACUCUGAAUAUCAGUGAGAACCUGCUGCAGGAGCUACCGAGAGUGCUGGCUCACGUCCGCACGCUGGAGACACUGACCCUGGAUGCUUCUUCCAUGACCUACCCAUCAUCUGAUAUUUGCAGUGCAGGUACGGAGUCCAUUCAGCAGUUCCUCUGCAAAGAGUGUGGAAUUGCAUACUACCCUCCCUCAGAGUACGUGCUCCCUGCGCUGGAGAGUGAUGGAGGAGAAACAUCAGUGGAUGGAGGGGACAGGACAGUGCACAAAUACUUGGAGGAGGAGAGCAAGUGGCAGAACAAAUUCUCGGACUAUGAGAAGAGGAAGGAAAAAAAAAUGCAGGAGAAGCUCGAAUUUGAGCGGCGCUUGAACAUGGGGCAAAGAGAACACGCGCUGCUUGUUCAGCAGAUCAACAGUCAGAAGGAUGAGAUACUGCAGACAGUAAGAGAGGAUCAGAUGAGGCUGGAGAAGGGUCUGACAAAGCACCAGCGCCAUUUGGAGGAGGAGCGCCUGAAACUGCUGCAGCAGCUGAAGGAAGCGGAGCAAGGCAUUGCCAGCCGUAUCCAGAAGCUGAUAGAGGACAAUCAGAGGCAAAAGCAGAGUUCAGAUAUUCUGAAAUCCUUGGAGAAUGAGAGAAUAAGGAUGGAACAGCUGAUGGCAAUAACACAGGAGGAGACAGAGCAUCUACGCAGGAGGGAAGUGGCCUCUGCCAUGCAACAAAUGCUGGCCGAGAGCUACAAGAACAAGCUCAUCCAAAUGACCUAUGAAUCUCGUCGGCAAGACCUUGUCAACCAGGCCUGCUCCAGCCUGGCUGAGAUGGAUCAGAAGUUCCAGCAAAUCCUGGCUUGGCAACAGAUGGAUCAGAACAAGGCUGUUAGUCAGAUCUUGCAGCAGAGUGAGAUGCAGAAAGCUGCCUUUGAAGCUCUCCAAGUGAAGAAAGAUCUUAUGCACAGACAGAUCAGGAACCAGAUUAAAUUAAUAGAAACAGAGUUAUUGCAGUUGACACAGCUGGAGUUAAAGAGGCAAGAACUGGACACAGAGACGCUGCAGGAGGUGAUCAUGGAGCAACGCCAAGCACUUGGUUACCUGCUGCAGCAGCUGCUCAAAGAAAAGAAGCAAAGGGAAGAAGAAUUACAACAAAUACUGUUGGAAAUGGAAGCAAAGAGUGAAACCAAACAGGAGAACUACUGGCUGAUCCAGUACCAGCGCCUGCUGAACCAGAAGCCACUCUCCCUGAAACUCCAGGAGGAGGGCUUGGAGAAGCAGCUGGUGAACCUUUUAACUGAGCUGUCAGCUGAACAGUAUGUGCCUGUCUUUGCACACCAUCGAAUUUCCUUGGAAGUGCUCAGCACCAUGACUGCCAGUGACCUGGAAAAGAUGGGCAUUGCAGAGGCUGGCCUGCAGCGUGCCAUCCUCAGACGGGCGCAGGAGAUCCUGGCUGUGGCGAAGACAAUCCCAGAGCUGCUGAGGACGGUGGACACUGAGGUCUCUGCAGCCGUGGAACCCAGUGCCCCUGAGGAGGAGGCCCCGAGCUCCGUGGUCCCCACAGCUCCCCCGCUGCAAUGGGAUGAGAAGAAGUCAGAGUGCGUUGUCUGCAUGGAGCAGGAGGCCCAGAUGAUUUUCCUGCCUUGUGGCCACGUGUGCUGCUGCCAGACCUGCUGCAAGCGGCUGCAGACCUGCCCCCUGUGCCGCAAGGACAUCACACAGCAUGUCCGCAUCUUCUACAGCAGCUAGGCAGGCUGGAGGAAGGCACAGCUGCCCAGCACCACCCUCAUCACACCGUCCCAGGGCGAGGCUCCUCUAUCAAUCAGUAUUAAAUACACUCACACAGCAUGACCAGCGCUGCCCUCUCCCUGCACGCAGCCCUGGUUGGCUGCUGGCUGCACCCAGGGCUCUCAGCAGCCCUCCUCCUUUACCCAGUGGCUUUUAGCCUUUGCCUUGGGUUCAUUCUUCAUCUGCAUCCCCCAUGCAGCCUGCCUGUCCAGCCUGGGAGCCCUGGGUAAUGGAACUGGGCAUAGCGGUGCUCGCUUUUCUCUGGCUGUGUAUUUGCCUUUGGAAUUGCCUCUUGCACAGCAGGGACGCAGUUAGUGCCAUCACCUCUGAAGCCACCAGGAUUCUGCAGCUGCUCUGUUGUGGCCACGGCACUGCCAUUCUUCCAUUUUGGUGGAUUCUCCUGCAGGAGGACUGGGCCGGGGCUGCGUGAUGCUCCGGGAUGCUGAGAGUGCCUUGCACCUGUGUCAUUGCCAAAGGUGCAGGGCUUCUGCUCUGGCAACGUGUGGCAGUGGGGCUGGCGGCUGCAGCAGGGGGCGGGGCUGAGCGAGGUGGUCCCCGUCCCUCAUUCUCACUCCCAUUGAAGAGCAGCGUCUGCGACGGCCCCAGCACCGGGGCUCGAGGGACAGCUCUGGCCAGAAGACAUUCCCCAUGGAGACGUGCUGGGGGGGGGAAGCGUUCCUGGCACGGGGAGCCAGCUCUGCCUUGUGCACGUGUGUUGGCAUCUGAGUUGUUCUCCAUUGUCAUUAAUAAGUAACAAUCCCAGUGGGGCUUUUAGUCUCUUGACCUUAAGUAUAAAACGCAGAGAUAAGCCCGGUCCCGCUGCAGCCCUUUCCCCCAGGAGAAGCUAUUAAAGAGAGCCGGUUUCU